AUGCAACAAAGUCCUCCUUAUUUCGCAGUUUUUGUGUGGGAAUUGUCCAACUACCCCUUUGGUCCACUUCCCUGGAAGAGACACAGUUUCAAACAGUUUUAUCACUACAUACUCUGGGUUAUUCUGGGGGUAUUGACGUUUCCUUGUGGCGUUCAGUGUUUGAUCUUCAGAGUGGGGGUCCUCGGCCCUUGGAACUGUGACCCAGUGUACUCAAAAGCCCUUCCUGACGUGGCAGCUAAACUGGCUGUGAACAGGAUCAACGCCGACUCCAGCUUAGAUAUAGGCUGCACAUUCGAUUUUGUGGUUCUUCAAGAGGCUUGCGAAACGUCCAAGGCCCUAACCAGAUUCGCGCAAUACGAGAGCUUGGCUGAAGCUUUCGCAGGUCCAGCGAAUCCUGGAUACUGCGAGGCCGCCUCUCUGUGGGGCAGGCAUUGGGACAAGGCCAUAUUCGCCUGGGCAUGCAUAAAUUACGAGCUGGAUCGACUCCAGAGCUACCCAACGUUUGCUCGGACACUGCCCAUCGCUACGCGGGUGCUUUUCAGCGUGUUGAAGUACUUCAGGUGGGCUAGCAUCGGCAUCGUUUCUGCCAACGACGAUAUUUGGAUGGACACCGCCAGCAAGGUUGCCAGUUCCCUCAGGAGUCAGGGACUGCCGGUAGGGGUCGUAUCACCCCUGGGGGAGAACUCCACAGAGAUGGAAAACACCCUAGUGAAGAUUCAAAAUGCCGCCGAAAUAAAAGUGAUCAUCAUGUGCAUGCACUCUGUGCUGAUUGGUGGAGAGCAGCAGGCUGCUUUCCUGCUGAAAGCCAAUGAGAUGGGCCUGACAGAUGGCAGGUAUGUCUUUGUGCCAUACGAUGCUCUGCUCUACAGCCUCCCAUACACCAACACCACCUACGCCAUGCUACAGAAUGACAGCGCACUCCGCCAGGCAUAUGAUGCCGUGCUCACCGUCACCAUUGCGUCGGAGUUCACGUCCUUCACUGAGGCAUUUGAUGCAGCUCAGCGUUUGGGCGAGAUUCCCACGUCUUAUGACCCACAGCAAGUGUCUCCAUUGUUUGGAACCAUCUACAACAGUAUUUACCUGCUUGCUAAAGCCAUGGACAGUACAAGGAGGGAGGGACAGCAGAUCACUGGGACAAACCUGGCCAGCUUCACUAAGAACCUAACCUUCGCUGGCUUCAACCAGAACGUCCGGACAGACAGCCGAGGGGCUGCCGUGACAGGCUAUGUAAUUCUGGACACGGAUGGACAGGGCAGCCAGCUGUACCAAACGCACCUGGUGGACUUGAGUGCUGACCUGGUGCAAUUCACCGGGCUGAGUAUCCAUUUCCCCGGGGGUGCUGCACCGUCCGCUGACUCCAGCUGCUGGUUCAACCCCAGCGUCCUCUGCAGAGAAGGUGUGGCACUCGUCUACGUCAUUGUGGUGUUCGCAGUCAUUGCUGGCUUGAUUGUACUUGGUAUGGCUCUGACUUUGCUCAUAAGGAAGCGGCUCCAACAGAUCCAGAUGGUAAAAGGGCCAAACCGGGUUUUGCUGAUCAUGGAGGACCUGACCUUCAUCAAUCCCAAGCUCAGCCGCAAGAAAAUCACCAUAGAGGAUCUUAGCGAUUCGAAAAGCAUUCUAGAAGAAAAGAGUUUGAAAAGCACUGCCACGGCAACUCAUGAAACUACAAACGUGGCCAUCCAUGAGGGAGACUGGGUGUGGCUAAAAAAGUUCCCAGAGGGACACUUCAGGGAGGUAAAGUCGAGCACCAAGAAGAUUUUCACCAAGAUGAGGGAUCUCCGAAAUGAGAACGUGAACCCCUUCCUGGGCUUCUUUGCGGACGGCGGCAUUUUCGCUGUGGUGACGGAGCACUGUUCCCGUGGGAGCCUGCAGGACCUCCUGCGAAACACGGACGUGAAGCUGGACUGGAUGUUUAAGUCCUCACUGCUCAUGGACCUCAUUAAGGGAAUGAGGUAUCUGCACCACCGAGACUUCCCUCACGGGCGGCUAAAGUCGCGGAACUGCGUGGUGGACGGGCGCUUUGUGCUGAAGAUCACAGACUACGGCUACAACGAGCUGCUGGAGACCCAGAAGGCCCCUCAAGAGACGCUCCCUCCUGAAGAUAUGUUUUGGACAGCCCCAGAGCUCCUCAGAGACCUGGAGAACUCUCGGAAAGGAACAUUCAAAGGCGACGUGUACAGCUUUGCCAUUAUACUUCAGGAAGUAGUGGUUCGUGGGCCACCUUAUUGCAUGCUGGGACUGGCGCCUGCAGAGAUCAUCCGGAAGGUGAAGAAGCCGCCGCCGAUGUGCCGGCCCACAGUGGCACCCGACCAGGCCCCGCUGGAGUGCAUCCAGCUGAUGAAGCAGUGCUGGAGUGAGCAGCCUGACCGCAGACCGCCCUUCCAGGAGAUCUAUGACCAGUUCAAGACCAUAAACAAGGGGAAGAAGACGAACAUUAUCGACUCCAUGCUGCGCAUGCUGGAGCAGUACUCCAGCAACCUGGAGGAGCUGAUUCAGGAGCGCACCGAGGAGCUGGAGGUGGAGAAGCAGAGGACAGAGAAACUGCUCGCUGAGAUGCUGCCGCCGUCUGUAGCAGAGGCCCUGAAGACUGGGGCCACGGUCGAGCCUGAGUACUUUGAUCAGGUGACCAUCUACUUCAGCGACAUUGUGGGGUUCACAACCAUCUCCUCCCUCAGCGACCCCAUCGAGGUUGUCGACCUUCUCAAUGACCUCUACACACUCUUCGACGCUGUGCUGUCUAACCAUGACGUGUACAAGGUGGAAACCAUUGGGGACGCCUACAUGGUGGCCUCUGGCCUGCCCAAAAGAAAUGGCAACAAACACGCAGCAGAGAUUGCCAACAUGUCACUGAACAUCCUCAGCUCCGUCGGGUCCUUCAAGAUGCGGCACAUGCCAGACGUCCCCAUCAGAAUACGGAUUGGCAUCCACUCAGGGUCUUGUGUUGCUGGGGUAGUGGGCCUGACCAUGCCUCGGUAUUGCCUGUUUGGAGACACUGUGAACACAGCCUCUCGAAUGGAAUCCACAGGGCUACCAUAUAGGAUCCAUGUGAACAUGAGCACAUUGAAUAUCCUGAACUCCCUGGAUGAAGGCUACAGGACUGAGGUCCGGGGGAAGACCGAGCUGAAGGGGAAAGGUGUAGAGGAGACCUACUGGCUGGUGGGAAAAACAGGCUUCUCAAAGCCGCUGCCAGUUCCACCUGAAAUCAAGCCAGGGGAAGACAAUCAUGGUCUGGCGCCAGAUGAGAUAGCCGAGUACAAGAGAAGGAGAGCUGAGAAAAAAAUGCUGAUUCACCACAUGGUUUACUACUGUGAUUUCUGA
Megalops cyprinoides (Indo-Pacific tarpon) is the source of this 3318-nucleotide messenger RNA. RefSeq names its product guanylate cyclase 2F, retinal (gene gucy2f). Gene Ontology annotation, molecular function: protein kinase activity; ATP binding; guanylate cyclase activity. Gene Ontology annotation, biological process: intracellular signal transduction; cGMP biosynthetic process; protein phosphorylation. The transcript has 19 exons. The record is from RefSeq and is a predicted model, not a curated record. Bases 1 to 3318 code for a protein of 1105 amino acids. Lineage: Eukaryota; Metazoa; Chordata; Actinopteri; Elopiformes; Megalopidae.